AUCUGGAUCUCCCCCCCUCCUCUUCCGCACCGUCAUGGCUCAAGAGGCGGAUCGCCCAGCGCCCUUCUCCGAGAAGGCACAGCUUCCCUUCUGCUGCUCUGCAUCAGCCGCUGGUGUUACACACGCACCAGCGCCACAGGCAAGCGAUGGGAAAGGCUGACAAGAAGACCAAGGCGAAGAAUGGAGAGGAGGAGAUGACGUCUUUUGAGGCGGUCAGACAAGCCAAGGCCAAGCUGAAGGAAUUGAAGAAGGUGGUGCCCAUGGACGAGGACGACAACGGCGGUUCGUCGGACGACGAGCCAGCGCCCAAAGCAAAGGCCAAGGCAAAGCCCGCAGCCGCCAAGAAGGCCGCAGCGGCAGACUCGGAUGACGAGUCCACCGAGGAUGGAGCUGCCCCAAAGGCUAAGGCGAAGGCGAAGGCGAAGCCUGCAGCCAAGCCUGCAGACGACGACGACAGUGACUCCGACAACGACGACGACAAGCCACCUCCGAAAGCCAAGGCCCAGGCCAAGCUGGCAGCCAAGCCGGCGGACGACAGCGAGUCGGAGGACGAACCAGCUCCGAAGGCGAAGGCAAAGGCAAAGGCGAAGCCCGCAGCCAAGCCUGCGGACGAUGACGACGACAGUGAUGAAGACGAUGAUGAGCCGCCUCCGAAAGCAAAGGCGAAGGCAAAGGCGAAGCCCGCAGCCAAGCCCGCCGACGACAGCGACGACGACAGUGACGAGGAGCCGGCUCCGAAGGCAAAAGCCAAGGCAAAGGCGAAGCCCGCAGCCAAGCCCGCCGACGACAGCGACGACGACAGUGACGAGGAGCCGGCUCCGAAGGCAAAAGCCAAGGCAAAGGCGAAGCCCGCAGCCAAGCCCGCCGACGACAGCGACGACGACAGUGACGAGGAGCCGGCUCCGAAGGCAAAAGCCAAGGCAAAGGCGAAGCCCGCAGCCAAGCCCGCCGACGACAGCGACGACGACAGUGACGAGGAGCCGGCUCCGAAGGCAAAAGCCAAGGCAAAGGCGAAGCCCGCAGCCAAGCCCGCCGACGACAGCGACGACGACAGUGACGAGGAGCCGGCUCCGAAGGCAAAAGCCAAGGCAAAGGCGAAGCCCGCAGCCAAGCCCGCCGACGACAGCGACGACGACAGUGACGAGCCGGCUCCCAAGGCGAAAGCAAAGGCAAAGGCCGCAGCCAAGCCUGCGGAUGAUGACGACGACAGUGACGAUGACGAUGACGAGCCGCCGCCGAAAGCAAAGGCGAAAGCAAAGGCUACCCCCGCAGCUAAGCCUGUGGACGACGACAGCGACUCCGACGACGAGCCCGCUCCGAAGGCCAAGGCAAAGGCAAAGGCGAAGCCGGCAGCUAAGCUUGCCGAUGGGUCGGCGGAUUCCGACGACGACAGUGACGACGAGCCAGCUCCGAAGGCUAAGGCAAAAGCAAAGGCGAAGCCUGAAGCCAAGCCUGCGGACGACGACGAUAGUGACUCUGGCGACGACGACCCAGCUCCAAAGGCAAAAGCGAAGGCUAAGCCCGCAGCCAAGCCUGCGGACGACGACAGCGACUCCGACGACCAGCCCGCUCCGAAGGCCAAGGCGAAGGCUAAGCCCGCAGCCAAGCCUGCGGACGAUGACAGCGACUCCGACGACCAGCCCGCUCCGAAGGCCAAGGCGAAGGCAAAGGCGAAGCCCGCAGCCAAGCCCGCCGACGACAGCGACGACGACAGUGACGAGGAGCCGGCUCCGAAGGCAAAAGCAAAGGCAAAGGCGAAGCCCGCAGCCAAGCCCGCCGACGACAGCGACGACGACAGUGACGAGCCGGCUCCCAAGGCGAAAGCAAAGGCGAAGGCCGCAGCCAAGCCUGCGGACGAUGACGACGACGACAGUGACGACGAGGAGCCAGCUCCGAAAUCAAAGGCAAAAGCGAAGGCCAAGGCCAAGGCCACAUCGAAAGACGACUCUGAUGACGAUGAAGACGAGGACGAGGCGCCUCCCAAGCCGAAGCCAAAGUUGGACGUUUCGGGCACUGGCAGCAAGGCGUCCGAGGAUAAGACGGUGUUUGUGGGUGGCCUCCCAUUCAGCGCCACAGAAGAGCAGCUGAGGAAGGACUUCUCCGAGUGCGGCGCGAUCGUCAAACUCAACAUGCCCAAGAACGAGGAGGGCAAAUCAAAGGGCAUCGCCUUCAUCACCUUCGAGACCGAUGACGCCAUCAAGGAGGCGUUGAAGUUCGAUGGAGACGACUACGGCGGGCGAACGCUGAAGGUCAACCGAGCAGGCGAGAAAGGCAAAGGCAAGGACGACAAGGGCAAAGGCAAAGACAAGGGCAAGGGGAAGGACGGCAAGGGCAAGCGCGACGACUCUCUUACCGUGUUCGUGGGCGGCCUUCCUUUCUCGGCGGACGAGGAGACGCUCAAGAAGGAUUUCCAGGAGUGUGGCGAGAUUGACAGAUUCAGCAUGCCCAUGAAUGAUGAGGGCCGGCCCAAAGGAAUCGCCUUCAUCACCUACAAGUCCGAGGAGGCGGUCACGAAGGCGCUCGAAUUCAACGAGACCGACUACGGAGGUCGCACGAUCAAGGUGAACAAGGCGGGCGACAGGCCUGCCAAGGGCAAGGACAAGGACGGCAAGGGCAAGGACGGCAAGGGCAAGGGCAAGGACAAGGGCAAGGGGAAAAAGGGCAAGAAGGGCGGCCUCAGCGGCGAGAAGAUGGCCGCUAGGGACGGGGCCAUGGUCGAGGGCACAGGCAAGAAGCAGACGUUCGACGACUCGGAGGAGGACGAGGCGCCUCCGGCGAAGAAGGCCAAGAAGGCUGCGAACGAGGAGGCCGCAGAGCCGCCGGCCAAGAAGGCCAAGAAGGCCAAGCCGCCUGUGGACAGCGACGACAGCGAGUAGUGUGCUGGCGAUUCCAUGCUUAUCACUGUCGUGCGGGAGGAGGGGUCAUUCGAAGAACCAUCCUCUGACCGCCUCGCCCGCGCCGCUUUCACGUCGAUCGCAGCAGGCAUUGCCCUUCGACUCGCACCCGCAUCACCGCCCACCUUGCCAGGGAGCCUGGACAGGCACGUGUCGCCCCGCCGGCGGGCGCUUAGAGCUGACGCUGGGGGCAAUAAGGUAGCACAGUGCCGCCGCCGCCGCCUGUCGAUAAAGUGGUCCUGUUCAGUGGCAGCGAUCCAGCAGGUUUUCGCCGCAUCCGCCAAGCCCGCCAUCCCUGUGGUUCGUAGACAACAGUUUGGACAGAGGGG
Molecule: messenger RNA, 3223 nt
Organism: Prorocentrum cordatum
Lineage: Eukaryota; Dinophyceae; Prorocentrales; Prorocentraceae
Source: the annotation of a GenBank genome assembly